UCCACUAUAGAUACUGAGUCUAAGUAUUUCAGCUCCGAGAAUAGAGUCUCCGUCGUCGACAUCGCCGCGACACGUGCGGAAUCUUCCACACGCCGAGGAAACAGCGUCCGCACCAGAAGCACAUCGUCGUCUUCAUGAAGACUUCUUAGUCCGAUACCAUCUUGAGCGGCGUGGAGGUAACGGUGCACGCCACGUCACUCAAUGGUAAGAAGCAUGUUGCGGAUACCACGCGCAGGCACCGGUUGCUUGUAAGCGGGACGCCGAUGCGACUGUCAGCCAUGAACGAGCUCCAUGGGAGAUGAUGAUAGUGGCAGCAUGGAAUUUCGCCUGCCCGCUCUUAUUGCCACGAUUUACAUCGCAACCUGGGCUACUGGCAUCAAUGAAUGAGGGUGAGCCAUUCUUCAUGGCGGGCCGAUGCUAUGCCUCUCAGACGAUGAUGCACAGUCCUGGAUCAUUUACUUCUCAAAUUUUGGCGACGAUUGGCGGGAAGCGGGCAUGCAUCAUGUUAUCGGGGCUGCCGCUGACAGCGUGCCCGUGGCGGGGGAAGAUGCACCUGCAAUCUACCAUGCGACGCAGAUGGGCUUCCAAGAGUCUGAGGGGCACGAUGUGGCGUUUGACGAGCAUCCAAAACUGCUUCGUGCAAUCGAGCGGUCGUAUCCAUGAAAUAUCUGCUCGCACAGCUGUUCCGUCUCACGUCGCUGCGCGAUUAUCGUUGGAAGUAUAUACUUUCGCUGCUACAGGGUGGCCUCCGGCACCUAGUCCUCUAGCAUAGGAGCCGCGAGAACAAGGAUCCUGCACGUGGGAUGUUCUAUCGGCUCAAGUGAUCUGCCCGACGAGAAGGACGACCCUUCUUCUAGCGGCUGGGGGGGGUUGCGACCGACGCGUGUAGACGGGAGGUAAAAAACGUUCUUCUAUAUCAAUCCAUCUUCUUAUCAGGCCCGG
Dissoconium aciculare CBS 342.82 is the source of this 942-nucleotide messenger RNA. RefSeq lists its product as uncharacterized. NCBI's taxonomy places the organism in Eukaryota, Fungi, Ascomycota, Dothideomycetes, Mycosphaerellales, Dissoconiaceae. The record is from RefSeq and is a predicted model, not a curated record. Bases 299 to 772 code for a protein of 157 amino acids. The transcript has a single exon.